Molecule: messenger RNA, 2166 nt
Organism: Rotaria sp. Silwood2
Lineage: Eukaryota; Metazoa; Rotifera; Eurotatoria; Philodinida; Philodinidae
Source: the annotation of a GenBank genome assembly
AUGUGUGAAGUUUGUAACGUGUCUAUCGAUGAAGAUCAAUAUCUUGCUCAUAUUGCUAUAUGUGGACUACAAGACGACAAUGAUGAAGAUCAAAUAGCACUGGAAAUAUGUGCUUUAUGUGGAAAACGAGUUCAAAAUUUGAGGCAACAUUUUCAAACAUGUAUGAAUGAAUAUUAUACCAGAAACGAUAUAUAUGAGGAUUAUUCGAACUCACCAGUUCGACCGGUUGGACAAGAUCCAACAACCAAUGUUCAAAGUCAGAAACGUACAAAAGUAUGCAUGAUAUGUUCCAAGAUGAUCGAUGAAGUCGACUACUUUGAUCACAUAAAUGCAUGUAUUGAUAUAUCAUCAGCCAGACCAAACAACAUCCAGGAAUGUUAUAUCUGCUCUAAAGAAAUUGCCGAAGUUGAUUUUAUUACUCAUGUUAAUGCAUAUGCCUCUGAAUUAUCUUCAAGUUCGAAAUCAAAAUUAACAACUAGACAAACUCAAAACUUGUGUUUUACAUGUUCAUUGCCAAUAGAUUCUUCAAAAAUUUCUAGUCAUACCAUUUCAUGUCCAUCACGUCAUAUGUAUUGUCUAAAAUGUUUUCAACAUUCAAUGAAUGAAUACAUUAAAUCUAAUAUUCCUCCUGUUUGUCAUUCAACUCUCUGUAAUUAUCAAUUGUCUCGAUAUGAUGUUGCAUGUUUACCACUUGAAUCAGAUACUAUCAAACAUUUACUAACUUGUGUCAAAAGUGCACAACGUCCUCAAUGUCCUUUAUGUCUCUUCUAUGUUGAUUUUAAUUCUAUCAGCGACUUAGAAAAUCAUGCAGCUUUAUGUAACUCAGAAAAUUUAAUUGCUUGUGAAUAUUGUCAUUGUCUAUACAAUAUGUAUCGAAUGGAUGAUCAUUUACAACAAUGUCGCAAUCUUUCUCAUUAUCAACAACAACAAACAUUAAUAGAUUUCAUUGUACCACGAACUAAAUAUCCCAUAACAUCCCAAGAGAUUCGUGUUUUUAUCGAACAUAGAAGGAAGAGUCGUUUACCACUUGAUCCACAUUCAAUCGUUGAUGCACUAGCUGUACUUGAUGGCACCUUCCCAUUUGAGAUUGCUACUCGUGACUGCGACGUAUGUGCAGAAACAUGUGUAUACGAGGAUAUUUUUGUUUUUGGUUGCACGGAAAGUCACAAACUCUGCUAUCGAUGCUUUGAAGCUUCAUGUACAACGAAGAUGACCAAUAAUGAAAUACUCACAUGCCCAUUGUGCAAUUAUCAAUUACAAGACGGAGAAAUCAGACAACUGAGAGUAUCAGCUGAUCGACAGAAACAAUUAUUAGAGUAUCAAAUACAAAAAACAUUCAGUAUUUAUACUGGUGCUACUCAAGGGGUAAUUAAAUGUCCAAACCAACAAUGCUACUGGGUAGCUGAGGCAAAGGAUCCUACUGACCGCUUUCAGGUUCAAUGCCCUCUGUGUGGUUAUGAAUUUUGCUCACUUUGUAACCAACAAUACCAUUUUCGAACAACAUGUCAAGAAGUUCCAGGAAUUACUCAACGUUGGUUCUUUUGGUGUAAUACAGAGCGUGGUAACUAUUGGCAAGCUCGAGCACAACAAGAUGCUAAUUUUAGAGCUCAACUAGAAGAUUAUGAACGACAAAAAGUUACUAAUGAACGACGAAACGAAGAGUUGCGUCAACGUUACAAUGACUUACUGGCUGAUGAGACGUUUAAAGCUCAAAAUUGCCGUCUUUGUCCGCAUUGUCGACGAGUAGUGCAGCAUCUUGGCGGAUGUAACUCCAUGAUAUGUGGUCAAAACUAUCAUGGUGGUGAUGCACAAUCUGGAUGUGGCCGACCCUUCGAUUGGUCUAAGGCUGCACCAUAUGUACCCAUUGCCAGCCGACGUCCACAACAAGUUAAUACUAAGUUAAAAGCUCCGGGAGAACAAAAACUUGUUGUACAUAAGGACGUCCAGUGUGAUACUUGUCAUAAUGAAGUUCAAGGAAUUCGAUUCGACUGUAUUCAUUGUUCUUCGUUAACAUUUUGUGAGAAAUGUGAACAACGCUCUACUCUUGAGCAUUCGAAUCAAAAUCGUGACCAACAAAAACAACAGCAUGUUUUUAGACUAAUACCAGCUCCAAUAGAAGAAAAAAGGGGCAUACGAUCAAUUUUAUCUUUUUUCUUUAGAAAAUAA